AUGAGCAUCAUCAGCGCAAUUAGCAAUUUUCUUGAGGCGUACGACGUAACAUACAGGCAGGUACUCGUUGGUGGCCUGGUCAUCUAUGGGACAACGCUGGCGCUUUAUCGUCUGUACUUCUCCCCCGUUAGCCACAUUCCUGGAGGGCUGCUUUCUCGCUUAUCCAUGCUGUAUGUGAGGAUCAUGGUUACGCUGGGGAAACUGCCAGACUUAUGUGAGGACGACUACUACAAUUAUGGCGACAUCUUUCUUUCAGCUCCUGAUAUUGUGACGAUUUCGAACCCAGACGACUGUCGCGCAGUGAUGGGAACUUACGAUUUCAUCAAGGACAAGUUCUAUGAAUCGUUCCGAUUAGUCGACGAAACCAUAUUCACUACCAUUGAUGCCGAGUUUAACAUGCUAGGGCGGCGUCUGAUUGGCCCUGCCUUUACCCCAGCGUCACUGCAGAAAAUGGAGCCAACGAUCAUGGAGUGCGGUCUUUUAGCAAUCAAGAGGAAGUGGGAUAAGCUGAUUGGGGAGAACGGUCGCGAAGCUAAUGUCAACUUCAAUACGGACUUCACAUUGGCUACUUUUGACAUUAUAAGCACACUCGUGUAUGGCAAGAAGUUCCGUGCACUUGAGAAAGGUGAGAGAACGAUCGUUAAAUGGGUGGAGAAAUAUAAUUGGCUCGCUCAUAUCAAGGCAGUCAUUCCAUCCGUUGCAGAGUUCCCACUGAAUCUGCUCUGCCGUCCUUUGCUCAAAAACUGCAAGGAGUUUGUUGGCUUCACUAGCACCACAGUUGAGCAACGCCGUGAACAAAUCCGCCAGGGAGAAAAAGUGCCAUACGAUCUUUUACAGGCACUUAUCGACGGGGAGGAGCUCGAGGCGAGGGCAAAACUGACACCAUCUCAAGUAACGGCACAAAGCAUUGAACUUCUGGGUGCUGCCAUAUACACAACUGCGGAUACGAUAACCUGGACCUUGCAUUACCUGAUGCUUUAUCCUGAGUGUUAUCGCAAGGCUGUGGACGAAGUUCGAUCAAUAUUUGCACCUGACCACCUGAUCGGCUACUCUGAGGGGCGCAGUCGGCUACCGUAUAUCGAGGCAUGCAUUUAUGAGUCCUUGCGCAUUUGUGCUGUGUCAGGAUUUCUCUUGCCACGAGUAGUACCUCCUGGUGGGGCGACAUUCCAGGGCUACUUUAUUCCUGCCGGCAUGACCAUUGCGCUCAAUAUUGCCGGAAUGAACCACCAUCGGAGCUUAUGGAGGGAUUCAAAGAGGUUUAUGCCAGAGCGGUUCAUCGAGCGCCCGGACUUGAAACACCAGGUGAUGUCGUUCAGCACUGGUGUACGCAUCUGCCCUGGAAGGGCUUUGGCAUGGGUUAAGAUAAUGACGAUCCUUAGCAAUCUGUUGAAGGAUUAUGACUUUUCGUUACCAGCGGAUGCGCAGUAUAGUCCAGACAGAACUGAUACGAAUGGGUUGCCGGUGGCAAUGCCUCGUACUCAUUCAGUGACUGUGGGCCCAAAGCAUCCGGAGCGAGACUGCAUCCUCGUUGUGACCAAGAGACUGCUUUGA
This is a messenger RNA of Linderina pennispora, 1551 nucleotides long. Its product is annotated as putative cytochrome P450 monooxygenase. NCBI's taxonomy places the organism in Eukaryota, Fungi, Kickxellomycota, Kickxellomycetes, Kickxellales, Kickxellaceae. The record is from RefSeq and is a predicted model, not a curated record. The transcript has a single exon. Gene Ontology annotation, molecular function: oxidoreductase activity, acting on paired donors, with incorporation or reduction of molecular oxygen; iron ion binding; monooxygenase activity. The coding region runs from base 1 to 1551 and encodes 516 amino acids.